Molecule: messenger RNA, 825 nt
Organism: Drosophila gunungcola (fruit fly)
Lineage: Eukaryota; Metazoa; Arthropoda; Insecta; Diptera; Drosophilidae
Product: metallo-beta-lactamase domain-containing protein 1
Exons: 1
Coding region: 67-741 (224 amino acids)
Source: RefSeq, a predicted model, not a curated record
GAUGUUUCCAUCGAUGUUUCUCCACCUCUAGCAAAUAUGUUUUGUUUUGCUAUGCCUAACUAAAUAAUGGCACUAAAUGAUCCUUCACAGCGGAAUCAGGUGAUCGUGCUCCAGGCCGGUUACUCUCGUCAAGAAGACGGAGACGAGUCCGCCAUGAGAGCGAACUGCACCUGCACACUGGUCCGCUGCAGGGAUGGCACCAACGUUAUAGUGGACACCAUGACGGCCUGGGAUGGAGAGCACCUGCGUGCGUUGCUUGGCGAACAUGGCCUGGGCGUCGGGGACAUUCAGGUGGUGGUAUGCUCCCACGGACACUCGGACCACGUCGGGGGCAACUAUCUGUUUCAGAAGGCACGAAUGCACUUAGUCGGCGCGUGCGCCUCGCAUCGUGACCUUUACAUGGAUCACUUUGGCAGAGGAAAACAGGACGAGGAACUGGUGCUGGACUCCCAUGCCGAGGUGGUUGUGAGGAGGUCACCAGGACACACUCUCGGCUGCGUUUCCGUGAUUGUGUCCAACUCCCAGUUGGGGGGACGGGUGGGUAUCACCGGAGAUCUCUUCGAGCGAGCCGAAGACAUAGACGACGAGAGCAUUUGGAAGGAUGCUGGAAGCGAAAGUGAGACGCUGCAGCGUAAGGAGCGCAGUAAAAUGGCACAAGUUUGCGACUUUAUUGUCCCAGGACAUGGUCCGAUGUUUCAAGUUACACAAUCGAUGCGUUCUAAGCUGAAAGAAGAAAUUUAAAAUAUAUAAAUAGUUGCAUUUGCAUGAUGUAUCAGCGUGUCACAUAUUUUGGUUUGUUCCGUCGAAAGUAAAUGUUUUAACCGA